AUGCCGAAGGGAGAGAAGAACAAGACUAAAGCCCCCCGACCAACGAAGCCGUACGACCCGCUUCGGCUAGCUCCAGUGGAUAUUGACGAGAAGAAUAAAAGCUAUCUCCAUGAAUGCUUGUCAGACAAGCCGAUCGGACGUGACAAUCCCUUCCCCGCCAAAAGCUUGUACAGACGACCUAAUGCUUGCGUCGCCUUGACGAGCAACGUUGACGGCUCUGCUCUGAACAUCCAUCAUGGAUUGAAGUAUCGGCUCGACAACUUCUCGCAGAAUCCGGCCUUCACCCUGUUGCAGACUACGAUCAACACUUUCACGGUAAAAUAUGACUCCGGAGAGCUUGCCGACCUGGCAGAAAUCAACGCAAACCUCUCGAGUAUGGAAGUCCCGCCGAUCACGGCAGACGAUCUACCAAGCAUCACCGAGAAGUGCAAGGAGGGCAUCGACGCGGGCUGA
Amorphotheca resinae ATCC 22711 is the source of this 453-nucleotide messenger RNA. RefSeq lists its product as hypothetical. The transcript is spliced from 2 exons. The coding region runs from base 1 to 453 and encodes 150 amino acids. The record is from RefSeq and is a predicted model, not a curated record. NCBI's taxonomy places the organism in Eukaryota, Fungi, Ascomycota, Leotiomycetes, Helotiales, Amorphothecaceae.